CAUCUUUGCGAAGUAGCAGAUAAACACUUGUGUUGCUACUUUGUUUUCCGGCUGAAGGCUUGAUCUCUAAUUUGUGUCAUCGGUGUUUUGAGUGUCGCACUAGACAUUGGAUUGGAUUUCACAAUGGGGGUCAGCAGGAUCUACAUCAGCAUCGGAUACGCUACCUUUGGUACCCUGGUUGGACUUUCGGCUUUCUUGGUCUGGAAUAUAGCAUACAAGCAGCCAUGGACGGCGGCCAUGGGAGGCCUGUCAGGAGUUUUGGCGCUCUGGUGUCUUGUCACACACAUCAUGUACCUGCAGGACUUCUGGCGCACUUGGCUCAAAGGCCUCAAGUUCUUCAUCACUGUUGGUGUGCUCUUCUCAGUCUUGGCAGUGGCCGCCUUCAUCACCUUCCUAACUCUCGCCAUCACACAGAAGCAAUCUCUUACUGACCCAAGGAGCCUUUACCUCUCCUGUGUGUGGAGCUUCCUGACUCUCAAAUGGUCCUUCCUCUUGGCCUUAUACUCCUACAGAUAUCGCCAGGAGUUUGCAGACAUCAGCAUCCUCAGCGACUUCUAGUCAGUACUGAUUUUAUAGACUGAAAUGGACUUCGAGAGGUUUUAAGGUGCCAGCAGGAGCUGGUCAAAGAGCUUUUGUUACAAAGAGGAGGAAGAGCAGACAUGGCUAGAUUAAAAGGUCACCUGACUUCUAGCGUAAGGAAUUGCACUUGUCUUACUUGCUUAACAAGUUCUGUAUUUGUAUUGUCCUAUGUUCUCCUACUUUUAUGACCUAAAUAUUAUAUUCCUGUAAGUAGUCAUAAAUCUGACCUUCAGAAGACUGGAGCUGCUUUUGAAUUCAUUGCUUGAGGCUUUAUAUGGAGAGACAUGCUGUGUUUUUAAGAUUUUAUCUUUGGGUUGUUUAAUCUUAAAACAGCUCAUACAUAUAAGGAAAUCCCCACCGUAACAGGCUUUUAAUCUAAUGGAAAACUGUGAAAAUGAAAGUGAAAAUAUUCUCAAAGCUAAAAUCCUCAGAACCAAAACUAAACCUCCUACCUGAACCCACUCUGCUAAGUGCUUGGUUGACAGUGUCCGUUGGAGUGCUUGAAUGUUUGUACCCAAAUGAGCUAUUUCAUAGUCAACAGCUUUGAACAACAGAAUACUCCCAUCACGUCAUUCCACUGUCUUACUGUCUGCAAAGUCAGUCUCUAAGCUCCAUUCAUUGUCUCUGUCCCAAUCUGAGAAACCAUUUUUUAAAAAUCCAAUCACUGAUAUGAAGUGUUACUAUUAUUUAAAACGUUUGAAGAGGGUAGUUAAUGUAAUUUAUGUCUCCCUUCUUACCCCACAUUUACUUUUAGGAGAACGGAAGAAAAGGCUUUCCUGUGGAAUUUGUUCCUUUUUAAUCUUUUGUUCCACCAGGGGAAGACUUGUUUUUUUUCUAUCAUGAGUCCACUGAACAAUUAUAACAUUCCUCUGUGUAGAAAACACAAAUUAGUUUGAUAAAUAAUGCACUUUAGUAUUUGAUAUUGAUGCCAUUGUUUUGCACACAUAUCCUAAUACAAUGGAAAUAAUAGCUCUCAGCUCUCCAUUCUAAAUUAUGAAAUACGCUAUUUGUAUGCAGUUAUUUUACAGUUAGCAUGUUUUGUACAAGUCAAGUUAAACUAGGCUUUGUAAGUGGUUCAUUUCCAGCUGUUGCUCAUGUCUACCUUCUAUUAUAAAAACAUGUUAAACCUAUUUUUGUUGAUGAGAAAAUGAAUGUGAGGAUGUUACAUGUACAUAGAAACUGAACCCAAUAAAGUUACAUUUAUUGUUAA
Messenger RNA from Anoplopoma fimbria (sablefish), 1789 nucleotides. RefSeq names its product solute carrier family 48 member 1a (gene slc48a1a). The transcript has 3 exons. Gene Ontology annotation, biological process: heme transport. Gene Ontology annotation, cellular component: lysosomal membrane; plasma membrane. Gene Ontology annotation, molecular function: heme binding; heme transmembrane transporter activity. NCBI's taxonomy places the organism in Eukaryota, Metazoa, Chordata, Actinopteri, Perciformes, Anoplopomatidae. The record is from RefSeq and is a predicted model, not a curated record. The coding region runs from base 124 to 558 and encodes 144 amino acids.